Oryza sativa Japonica Group (Japanese rice) is the source of this 2865-nucleotide messenger RNA. Its product is annotated as transport inhibitor response 1-like protein. The record is from RefSeq and is a predicted model, not a curated record. Gene Ontology annotation, cellular component: SCF ubiquitin ligase complex. Gene Ontology annotation, biological process: SCF-dependent proteasomal ubiquitin-dependent protein catabolic process. Lineage: Eukaryota; Viridiplantae; Streptophyta; Magnoliopsida; Poales; Poaceae.
CACAGUAGUGUGAAUUGUGAUGGUCAAUGUGCAUUCGUCCUGUUCCUUUUCUUUCUUCCUCCGGGCACCAUCCAUCCAUUCUUGCUCCCAACAAGCCCAAAACUGAAGCGAAGAAAAGGAGAAAAAAAAUUGGGAGGGAGUGAGAGAGAGAGAGAGAGAGAAUAAAAAGGCUUUUUUGUUCGCUCAGUCCCAGUCCAGCUCGCUGCUCAGAUCUAAUCAUUAUUUAAUCCUUUUUCCGCAGUGUCACAUGAGCACUUCCCCCUCCUGCUCCUCCUCCUCGCCGAUCCCCCAAUCCCUAACCCUAGCCUCCACCUCCUCCUCCUCCUCAUCCUCCGGGAUGCGCGAUGCGGGGGAGGGGUCGGACUCGCCGCCGUCGGAGAUGUCGGAGGAUGGGUCAGGAGGGAGCGGGGACGGGGACGGGGACGGGGACGGGGGAGGGGGAGGCGGGGACAGGUGGAUGCCGGAUCUGAGGGGAGGGAACGGCGGCGGCGGCGGAGGAGGCGGAGGGGGAGGGAGGUGGGCGCCGCCGGACCAGGUGCUGGAGAACGUGCUGGAGAGCGUGCUGGAGUUCCUGACGGCGGCGCGGGACCGGAACGCGGCGUCGCUGGUGUGCCGGUCGUGGUACCGCGCCGAGGCGCAGACGCGGCGGGAGCUGUUCAUCGGCAACUGCUACGCGGUGUCGCCGCGCCGCGCCGUGGAGCGGUUCGGAGGGGUGCGCGCCGUGGUGCUCAAGGGGAAGCCGCGGUUCGCGGACUUCAGCCUCGUGCCCUACGGCUGGGGCGCCUACGUCUCCCCCUGGGUCGCCGCGCUCGGCCCCGCCUACCCGCACCUCGAGCGCAUCUGCCUCAAGCGCAUGACCGUCUCCAACGACGACCUCGCGCUCAUCGCCAAGUCAUUCCCGCUGUUCAAGGAGCUGUCGCUGGUGUGCUGCGAUGGGUUCAGCACGCUAGGCCUCGCCGCCAUCGCCGAGCGGUGCCGGCAUCUCCGUGUGCUGGAUCUGAUUGAAGACUAUAUUGACGAGGAGGAGGAUGAGCUAGUGGAUUGGAUCUCCAAGUUCCCGGAGUCCAACACGUCGCUGGAGUCACUUGUGUUUGAUUGUGUUAGUGUCCCAUUCAACUUUGAGGCCCUGGAGGCGCUUGUUGCACGCUCACCAGCUAUGCGCCGGUUGCGAAUGAAUCACCAUGUGACAGUAGAGCAAUUGCGCCGUCUAAUGGCAAGGGCUCCCCAGCUCACACACCUUGGUACUGGUGCAUUCCGUUCUGAGCCAGGCCCUGGUGGUGCUCUGUCUGUUACUGAGCUUGCUACAUCUUUUGCGGCAUCUAGGUCUCUGAUUUGUUUGUCAGGUUUCCGGGAUGUCAAUCCAGAAUACCUCCCAGCAAUCCACCCAGUCUGCGCUAAUCUCACUUCCCUUAAUUUUAGCUUUGCAAACCUAACUGCUGAGGAGCUCACACCGAUUAUUCGCAACUGCGUCCGUCUUCGCACUUUCUGGGUUCUAGAUACAGUGGGUGAUGAAGGCCUUCGGGCUGUGGCUGAGACAUGCUCAGAUCUUCGUGAGCUGCGAGUUUUUCCUUUCGAUGCCACUGAGGAUUCUGAGGGAUCGGUUUCAGAUGUUGGUCUUCAGGCAAUCUCGGAAGGGUGCCGGAAGCUUGAAUCAAUUCUCUACUUUUGCCAGCGCAUGACAAAUGCAGCAGUAAUUGCUAUGUCCAAGAACUGUUCUGACCUGGUAACAUUCCGUCUUUGUAUUAUGGGGCGACACCGCCCUGAUCGGAUCACUGGGGAGCCCAUGGAUGAUGGUUUUGGGGCAAUUGUGAUGAACUGCAAGAAGCUCACUAGACUUUCAGUCUCUGGUCUGCUCACUGAUAAGGCGUUUGCAUACAUUGGAAAAUAUGGGAAACUAAUAAAGACACUGUCUGUUGCCUUCGCUGGAAAUAGUGACAUGUCUCUCCAAUCUGUGUUUGAAGGAUGCACUAGGUUGCAAAAGCUUGAGGUCAGAGAUAGUCCUUUUAGUGAUAAGGGAUUGCUCUCUGGCCUGAGCUAUUUUUACAACAUGAGGUUCUUAUGGAUGAAUUCAUGCAGGCUAACCAUGAGGGGUUGUAGAGAUGUAGCUCAGCAAAUGCCUGACUUGGUGGUUGAAGUGAUGAAGGAUCAUCUUGAUGAUGAAGGGGAGAUGGAGACUGUUGAUAAACUGUACUUGUAUCGAUCACUGGCAGGAGCAAGGAAUGAUGCACCUUCAUUUGUCAACAUCUUGUAGUACUGCUACAGGAAGAAGUUUGUUGUACUCACAAAACAAGUUUGUUCUAUUAAACCUUAUCAUUGCUAUUGUAUUCCUGAACCCUGAUCAGUCUAUCAGAAUCAGACACAGAAGCUUCCCGCAGAUGAUUUUCAAAUGUCGUGGGGAACUUCGAUUAUGCGGAUCUCCAAAUUGUUCUUUUCUUUGCUGACAAUGAGGCAUAUGAGGCUCUUCUUGAUGUAUGUAUUGUUGCUGAGGAGAAGUUCGUCGAGUGAGCUACCUGAUGCCUGAUGGGGAUCCUUCUUUUCCUUGCUGUGACUCGACUGAUGCCUACCAUUUUACUGUUAGAUGAAGAGUAGGAACUGAUUCCAAUCAGCAGGGUUAGAUUAGCCAUCUUUUGAUCUGCUCAGACGAAGGAAUGGCAAUGCUCCAAUAUUCCAUCAUCCGUUGCCUUAUGUUUUAGAUCUCAAAACUCAACUAUGAUAAUUGUUUCCUUUUUCAUUUUUUUGGGGUUCUCUCUUGAGUUAUUUUUGUAGUCCAUUUUACCCCCCUUUUACUUGGUCACGUCGCUGUUAUGAAUCAAGAAGCUAUUGGAGGAAUUGAAAUUUAAUGCAUUAAUUUGUUGCCUGUCUCUA